Leucoraja erinaceus (little skate) is the source of this 3776-nucleotide messenger RNA. It is a transcript of the gene slc75a1, whose product is annotated as major facilitator superfamily domain containing 10. NCBI's taxonomy places the organism in Eukaryota, Metazoa, Chordata, Chondrichthyes, Rajiformes, Rajidae. Gene Ontology annotation, biological process: transmembrane transport. Gene Ontology annotation, cellular component: brush border membrane. The transcript has 13 exons. The record is from RefSeq and is a predicted model, not a curated record. Gene Ontology annotation, molecular function: transmembrane transporter activity. The coding region runs from base 390 to 1781 and encodes 463 amino acids.
CACGUCCUCUGCGUAUGUGCGUGCUCUACUCACACACAUACCAACACCAAAAAUGCAGACCUCUCUUCAAUGUGAACAGAAAACCUCGCAAUGCCUUUCAUUUCAGGGCUGGGCGCUCACACGCACGCCUUGAAAGGGUUUUUUUGUGUGUGUCUGAUUUCAUAAGAGGAGUGAAAUUCGACACUGCUUCCUGAUUAUCUCCAUCCUCUCCGGAUUCCAGUGCAGAGAGGGAGGGAGAAAGAAAGAAUCGAAGAGGAAACAAGUUUGGCUGGGAUAAACAAGAGCGGUGGAGCCAAGAAUUUCAGCUGCGGGAGAGUGGGAGAGAUCGGCCUCUCUCCGGGGAUCUGCAAGGAACAACCGGCUUCAGGAAGAGAACCUGUUUGUGAAACAUGGAGAGGAGGGAGCAAAGUGGAGAAAGCAAGGAUGCCCAGAGCAGGUCUGGAGGUCAUGAUGGUUCCUCGCGGGUCAUCAGCGUCGUUUUCCUGAUGCUCCUCAUCGAUUUGCUUGGGUUUACCCUGAUCCUGCCACUCCUGCCUUCCAUUUUGGACUACUACGGAAAGACUGACCAGGAUGGUGUUUAUCGAUGGCUGCAACACUCCGUGGAAUGGUUUGCUAAUGUGAUUGGAGUCCCCAGUGUAAGAAAAUAUAACACCGUCCUCUUUGGAGGGCUCAUUGGAUCCAUCUUCUCAUUGCUGCAGUUCCUCACCGCUCCAGUUACCGGUGCAGCCUCUGACUACUUUGGCCGCAGACUGCUGAUGAUGGUAACCACGGUCGGGCUCAUUAUUUCCUACCUGCUGUGGGCACUGUCCAGGAACUUUGGGAUUUUCCUUCUGUCUCGGGUGGUGGGAGGGAUCAGCAAAGGGAACGUCAGCUUGUCGACAGCCAUCAUCGCAGACCUGCCGUCUCCCCAAGCACGCAGCAGGGGCAUGGCGAUGAUCGGUGUUGCUUUUUCUCUGGGCUUCACCAUCGGGCCCAUGAUCGGAGCCUUCCUUGGAUCACGGGCCGGCGAGGACGAAGCCUUCUAUGUCCAACCUGCGCUGCUGGCAAUGGCGUUUGUGGCAUCCGACCUCCUCUUCAUCUUCUUCUUCCUCCCAGAGACCCUCCCGCGAGAGAAACGGGUCACCUCGAUCGGCAACACCUUCCAGAGUGCUGUGCACCUCCUCAGCCCAGUGGCACUUUUUCAGUUCUCUGCUAUCCAACAAAGGAAAGACUCUCCCUCUCCAGAAGGAAUGCGGGUUCUGAAAGUUCUUGGGCUGGUGUACUUCCUCUACCUCUUCCUGUUCUCCGGCCUGGAAUACACCCUCAGCUUCCUCACCCAUCAACGCUUCCACUUUGACAGCAUGCAACAAGGGAAGAUGUUCUUCUUUGUGGGAAUCACAAUGGCAUUGGUCCAGGGAGGAUAUGCUCGGAGGAUCCGACCUGGAGAUGAGAUCAAGGCAGUGAGGAGGGCCAUCGCUCUUCUGAUCCCAGGAUUUCUCAUCAUUGGCUGGGCCAGUUCAGUGGUGUUCCUGUACAUAGGACUCCUCUUUUACUCAUGUGCUGCUGCUGUCGUCAUCCCCUGCCUUUCCACUCUGGUCGCUGGAUACGGUGCAGCUAAUCAAAAAGGAACCGUGAUGGGAAUACUUCGCAGUUUGGGGGCUUUGGCCAGAGCUCUGGGACCUACGUUGGCAGCUACAGUGUACUGGCUUGGAGGUGCAGAGUUGUGCUUCACUGUAGCAGCAGCCGCCUUCCUCCUUCCUCUCGCCAUCAUCUCAAUCCCCAAGGCACAGAAAGCUGAGUGACGUCCAGGAAACUGAGGAGAAGCAGAGGGAGAAGCGUUUGACCCAAGCAAACGCCACCAGGACAGCAUGGAUUCACUUCAAGCAACUGCAAGCUGCAUUGAAAGCAAAAUCUAGCAAUGGCUGGUUGCUUUUAUACAACUGAAAAGUUCACAGCCAAUGAAGAUCAGGGAAACUGUCUGUCUAAUGUAGAAAUGUGAUGUUUAUUGGGUAGAGUACAAAGAACUUCUGUAAAGUAACUUGUUAUGGGGGUCUUAAAAAUUAUUAUUUUCCUUCCUGUUGGAUACCUUUUCGGGUGUUGUCUAUUCUCUGUACUUGGGUGGGAAUGUGCCUCAACGGAAGCUUGCAAAUAUCCCUCCUGGAGGUCCAGGGUAUGUGAUUUGGAGGAGUAAGCACGCCAAUGGGUUACUAAGUGAUUCUUUCCUUCUGCACCUUGUCGGCUAUAUCCUGCCUCCCAAGUGGGUUAUUCCUGAAUUUGGUUGGAAGGCUUAGUCUAGGAGAUAAUUAAGCACAGAACAGCAGAUACAUUCGACAGCUAACUAUUGCUGCAGCGAUCCCGAGGAGUCACGAAGAAAGCCAUCGGAAUUUGGAAGAGAAAAUUUAAAUUCUUGCUGGAUUCGCCAUCUAUCCCAUUGCUACCAACACUACUCUUCAGAAUGUGGGUUCAAGCAUCUCUAAAUACAAGUUCAAAAUCCACUGUGGAAGAUGGGAAAUUUAAAUCGGGGGACAUCAGACCAUGGCACUAGAAGAUAAAAUACCCAUCUAGUUUACCAACAUAUCUCAGACUGCUCUUGGUCAUCGUGACCAAGAUGGCAUAGGCUUUUAAUUGGUUUCAAAUAUCCCGACAUGUUAUUCAGUUCCAAGGAGAUUCUGGUCUUAAAAGAAAAGCCAAAAUUAUGAAGUAAAAAUGAGAUGGUCACACAGCUGGCACGGUGGCGCAGUGGUAAAGGUGCUGCCAUACAGCACUAGAGAACUGGGUUCAAUCUCGACUACGGGUCCUGUCUGUACAGAAUUUGUUCAUUCUCCCCGUGGCCUGCGUGGGUUUUUCACCAGGAUCUCCGGUUUCUUCCCACACUCCAAAUACAUACAGGUUUGUGGGUUAAUUACAAUGGUCCCCAGUGUGCGUAGGAUAGUGUAAGUAUGCGGGGAUUGUUGGUCAGCGUAGACACUGUGGGCCAAAGGGCCUGUUUCCGUGCUGUAUCUCAAAACUAACUAAACCAAACCAAUCUGUGACCUUAACUGUAAUCUUGCAACUUGUAUUCUCAGUGUGUCUUUGUUAGACUUGUACAUUCCCAUUGUCACCAGGUGGUGGCUGUGCCUUCAAGCUACCUCUGUGCUGGAACUCUUUCGUCCUUUGGUAUCAAUCUCACCGCUUUUAGUCACUCCUCAAUCUUAUCUCUGUGGAAGUGCCUGAAAAGUUGUUAUAUCAAUACAAAUUGUUGGUUCCAAAUUCCGUGAGUUAACAGUGAAAUCAAUAUCAAAACUUUAAAAGUCACAAAGGGCUGGAGUAACUCAGCGGGUCAAGCAGCAUCUCUGGAGAACAUGGAUAGGCUACAUUUCGGGUCUGGACGUUUCUUCACACUGAUCGAUCUUGAGAAGGGUCCAGACCUGAAAUGUCACCUAUCCAUGUUCUCCAGCGAGGAUGUCGGACUUGCUGCAGCAUUUUGUGACUUUUUUGUCAACCAGCAUCUACAGUUCCUUGUGGCUUCAGUAAACAGCAAGUGGUUUAACAGGAGUUAACAUGUGCAAUCAAUCCGAUGAAUUUCAGAGUUCUAUAAUCUUACAAAAAAACAGAAAUAGGGUUCAAAGUGAACAGAAUACUAGCCUUCUUUCCUGGCCAUUUAACCUUAACUCGGCAGGACGUCUGCUAACAUUGAAAGGUUUACUGAAAAAUGGUAAUGUAUUAAGCUACUCUUUAUUGUUGCUUUGUGCUGCCAUUAUCUAUGUUUGUUUCAUUUUGUACAGAAUUUCAAAUAAACAUAUCCACUUUAUACACAA